Molecule: messenger RNA, 1413 nt
Organism: Closterium sp. Naga37s-1
Lineage: Eukaryota; Viridiplantae; Streptophyta; Zygnematophyceae; Desmidiales; Closteriaceae
Source: the annotation of a GenBank genome assembly
AUGGAGGGGCAUCGGACGGAAUACUACACCAGAAAGUCGGCAUACGCAGUGCAGCUUCCACUUACGUGUGAUGCACAAGGGCCCACCCUGCAGUCACAACCCCCUGCCCGCUUCCGCCAUCAUCUCUCCCUUUGCCGCCGUGGCUCCUAUAGCCGCCGCCGCACCUCCGUUCUCCGUCGCGGCCCCAAAGCCGCCACCCCCCGCCUUCACGUCGCCGCGGCCCCUCGACGCCACCACCUGCGUUCCCUCCGCCGCGACCCUGCAGUCGCCGCCCUUCGCUCCUGCCGCCGGGACCUUCCCGUCGCCACCCUACGUUCCUACCGCCGCGACCCUGCCGUCGCCGCCCUGCGUUUCCGUCGCCGCGACCUUGCCGUCGCUGCCCUGUUUUCUCGCCGCCGCAACCUACACGGCGCCGCCCAGUGUCCCGCAGCCGCGACCCCCCGUCGCCGACCUGCGUUCCCGUCGCCGCGACCCAGCCGUCGCCGCUUUGCGUUCCCGCCGUCGCCGCCGCCUACAUUUUUCGCCGCCGCGACCACGCCGCUGCCGCCCUGCCUUCACGCCACCGCGACCCCGCCAUCGCCGCUACCGCCGCUCGCCGCCGCCUGCAUUCCCCCCGCCGCUUGCCUUCCCGCCGUCGUGACCCCUCGUCGCCACCGCCUGCCUGCAUUUCCGCUGCCGCGACCCCGCCUUACGCCGCCGCCUGCGCUUCCCCCUGCCGCUACCUCGCCGCCUGCUGCCCGCCGCCGCUGCCUUCACCGCUGCCGCCGCUCGCCGUCGUCGCUCUGCUGUCACGCCGCCGCGACACCACGACACCGCCUGCCUUCCCCCCACCGCGGCCACGACCCACCUUCGCUCUCUCCUGGCCUUGAGACCGCUGCUACCCCCGAGCUCCAAGCUUCCGCCGAAUCAGCCUUCCUCCUCCGUCGCCGCGAAUACCUGGUCCGCAAGGCCGACCAUGACGCCGCCACUUACAAUUAUGCCUUAGCAUCGGCGGGGCGUGACGCCCACCAAGCGGUCAUUGCACAGUAUGAGGCUGACAUGGCAACCCACAUCCCCAACCGCAUCGCCUGGUCCACUGCCGACAACCGCGCCUGCACCAUCCUCCUUGGCGCACUUCCUGACGCCCUCAUGCGCCGCUUCCAAGCUCGUGAGCUGCGAGCGUCUGUGAUCUGGACCGAGCUGCAGGCGAUGUUUGAGCAUCGCGACAUCAGCUCCGUCAGUAUCCUCUUUCAGGGGUACUUCUCCAUCACCCUCGCAACCUAUGAUGGCGCAGUUGACUACGUGGGGCGCAUGAAGGAGGUCGCUGAUCGCCUCCAGGCUCGUCAGGCUGGCCUCUUCGAGCCUCUGCAGAUCCACCGCCUGCUCUUCGACCUCACCCCGGACUACAAGUCCCGCCUUCACGCCUUCACUUAA